CAAACAUCUGCUGCUCGAAUUCUAAAUGCACUUGUAACCGAGCAGAUCAAACCGUAUGUAAAGCACUGAUCUACGACUACGGUUUUCCCAGUUUUCCCAUCGUGGUCCGCGUGGUCCAUAAGGAUAACCGUUAACAACAGACUCUCAUGGCGCCGUCGGAUUGCUCUCUGGCUUUUCCGGUUCUCCGAUAGAAUUUGGGGCUCACUCUCUCUCCUGCUGUUAGCGCCACGAAGACCCGACAUCGCAUCGUGCUCCUCCCAGGCUCGCUUACCUGGAAGUGCGGGGGAUACUUCAAUCGAACAGCCAGAACAACGAGAGAAAGUGAAAAUUUUCCGAUUCAGUCGAAGACUACCCUUGACGCGCUCGACACGCAAAUUCUGCCCGAAAGACAGCGGUCGUCACUCAACUGGUUGGAUAUUCUUUUUUUUUCUGCUCUGAUAGUGAAGUGAAAUUGAUGGUUUCAUCAGCCUUUUCUUCAACAGGAAGGGCAGUGAAGCAGUUUUAACGUUUUUUUCCAUUUCAUCGGUCACCAACCGUUGAUGAAGAAAGCUCACAGGAUAUCUUUCACCUUGGAAGUCGGGAAGCGUACGUGCUGUGCUGCUGUUGGUGUGUAUUACCGGUGUUGUCGUCGCGGAGCGGAGCUCGUAAACCACCUGUCGAUUGCAAUUAAAAGUGAUUUUCGUUGACGACGCGACGCUUCACAUUCCUGUUGGAUCCCGUUUCCAGUAGGCAGAGCGGCUACGGAGAAGGAAAUACAUUCUGCUCGAAAAAGUUUGAUAGUCUACGGAUCACUACACCGUAUUAAAGGAGUACGAAUGUGAUUGUAAGGAUUUAGAAGAACGUGACGGUAGGGGAAAACUACAUACCCUACUAGUCGCUCAGUUCGAAGAAACCAAUCGAGGGGGCUGAAACAGCAAUGGGAACAUGACCUUUGGGAAACCAUUUAACCAACUAGCUAACUAAUCUCAGAAGUCAGUGACAGCAUGGAGCUACAUUUCGGAGUGUAUUGAAAAGCAACAUUGUUGAAACGAAAAGUUUGCUUUCGUCUGUGAAACUCAGUGAAACCGUCUCUCAAUGCGAACGAGUGAAAUUUGGCUUACUAGUGAUAGCAAUUAUGGUAUAAAAAUGUCCAGUGGCAUUUUAACGACAGUCUGGGUACGUGUUUUAUCGUCUGGUUGGGUGUCACAGAAGAAGUGUAAUGUGAGAAGCUUCUUUGGUUCAUAUUAGCGAGUAGGUUGUUCGUGAAGCUAAACCAUCUACGCUAUUGUCGUGAAGUGAUUGAGAAGGGGAAAAGAAAGAAACCAUCGUUAAGAAGAAUAAGGUGAAUUUUACGGUCUUCAGUUAUUCCCAAAGUUACGUGAAUGAAAGCAUUUUGUGCAAUGGAUACAGGAGCUUGUAGGAUCUUCCGUGCCGAUUCUACUAACGGAUGACAACAAGAGCUGAAGUGAAAUCGUGUCGGGUUUCGUAAUUAAUUUUCGUCAAACGAGAUACGACGACCUGUUAGUACCUUUGGGAGCGUGAUUUAGAGUAUGCACAUGAUUCCUUGUGAGAACCGCAAAUGAUAUUCGUGUGAAUUUAAUCAUGCAUUAAAAACUCGUUGGUGUUCAUUUCACGGUAGAACGAUCUGCAAAUAUUCGGCGAAAGUUUGGUUGGAUGAUUUGGUAGCAUCGGCGUGUUUGCAUCAGUGGAUUACAGAACUCGUUAAAUUUUGAUUACGUGUGAACGUUUCUACGUUGGUGGAAAGCAUUGCUGCUAGAGGAGCUUACCGAUUGGAUUAUUUGUGACAGUGCCAGCACGAGAGACUAAGUCUCUGAACACGUUUCAAAUGCUCAGCCCAAAAAUGCAGCGGUCCGUUCGUGUCAACGAGCAUCAGCUGAUUAUGCUGUCCGAUCGGGCACAGUAUGAUCACUCGAUGCACGGACACUUACACAAACGGACGGCGGACAACAAUAAAUGGCAGAUGAGGUGGUUCGUUUUGUAUCAGAACCUGCUGUUCUACUACGAAUCGGAGCAAUCAAGCCGUCCCUCGGGAUUGAUCUUUCUGGAAGGAUGCUACUGCGAACGACUUGUUUCAGCCCCCUCAACACUUUCCGGUCCGCCCAUUGGCAGUGGUGGCGGACAGGGCUCCAAAGUCGUCAAGGAGGAAAAGUUACAGCACUGCUUCACUAUAUGCUACAGACGAGAAAAUCAACGACAGUACGAGCUGCGGGCCUCCACUGAAUCGGAAUGCUCAGCCUGGAUAAUUGCAAUUAGGGAAGCAAGCUUCAACAAACUACUACUGCAAAAGGAAGAGCUCGAGCAGAAGCACGUCCACCUGCUUCAGGUCGUUGAAAGCGAGAAAACAGCUAAAUGGCAGUACACUCAGCAAUGUGAAGAGCUUGCGUCUGAAAUACGAAAACUAAGAACCGAGAUUUGUGUGCUUCGCAAAGAGACCCGCUCCAGCUACUCGGCAACUCCGGUCGGCCGCGGUAGUUUCAGCAUACCGACCGAAAGCCACGACGAGCACUCAUCGCUGCCGGGUCUUUGCGCUUCCGUGCACGAUUCCAUCGAGCUGAGGAAGAUCAAAAAAGUGCAAAGCUUUUUUCGUGGUUGGCUCUGUCGCCGACGCUGGAAGCAAAUAGUCGAAGAGUACAUACGGUCACCCCACGCCGAAAGUAUGCGGAAGCGGAACCACUUGGUAUUCAGCAUGGUCGAAGCGGAAGAGGAAUACCUGGAACAGCUGGAGGUUCUCGUAGCGUGCUUCCUUCGUCCGUUCAAAAUGGCCGCCAGCUCGAAGCGCCCGCCAUGCUCCCAUGAAGACGUCAAUUCCAUCUUCCUCAACUCGGAAACGGUCCUGUUUCUGCAUCAGAUCUUCCUGAAGGGCCUCACAUCGCGUCUGGAGUCGUGGCCAACGUUGGUUCUUGGUGAUCUGUUCGAUAUGCUAUUGCCCAUGUUGAGCAUCUAUCAGGAGUAUGUACGCAAUCAUCACUACAGUCUACAGGUGCUGACCGAGUGCAAAAGCAAUCCCAACUUUGCCACCGUCUUGAAACGACUGGAAGCAAAGCCCACCUGCCAGGGGCGCAGUCUGGAAACUUUUCUUACAUAUCCGAUGCAUCAGAUUCCGAGGUACAUCAUCACCUUGCACGAGCUGCUAGCCCACACGCCGCACGACCACGUGGAGCGUAAGAGCUUGCAGAAUGCGCGCCAACAACUGGAGGACCUUUCGCGCCAAAUGCACGACGAGGUCUCGGAAACGGAAAAUCUGCGAAAGAAUCUAGCCGUAGAGCGCAUGAUCGUCGAGGGGUGCGACAUACUGCUCGAUGUCAAUCAGGUGUUUGUGCGACAGGGAAGUUUGGUACAAGUUCCACCGGGAAGGGGAAGGAUUCGGAGUCGUCUGGCUUCGUUCAAAAGCGAACGGGAUGCUGUUCGACAGUGCUUUCUCUUCUCGAAUCAUAUGAUUAUAGCAACGAGAACAUCCGGAGGACGACUGCACUUGUUACCGGAUGUGGGUAAAAUUCCGCUGGCGGAUGCUACCCUCAUCGAAGACCCCAGCGAAGUGCAACACGAGGACGAGGAUGCUUCGGUGUGUUCUGCCUCUACCAGGGGCAGUACCCUGAGUGUAACCGAAUCGGUGAACGCCGGAAAUCGGGAUUUCAAAAUCUUUGUGGAAACAAAAUCCGGAGCAAGGCACAGUAUACACCUUAUUGCGCCGACCAUUCAAGACAAGGAAGCCUGGAUCAGUGACAUAUCGCAGUGUUUGGACAAUAUUCAUAUGCACUCGUUACUGUCGCCAGGAAUCGGAGGUUCGUCUGGAGGAUCAAUCUUUGCAGGACAUCAAGCACUUCGAGCCGAUCCAAGGCUGUUCAAGGACGACGUAGACAUUCGGUUUUCACGAACGCUCAACUCAUGUAAAUUACCUCAGGUUCGUUAUGCGACCCCGGAACGACUACUGCAACGGUUGACUGACCUACGGUUCCUAUCGAUUGACUUUUUGAACACGUUCCUGCUCACCUACCGUGUGUUCACCGAUGGAGAAACGGUACUUAAUGCGUUGAAAAGUGUAUUCUAUGAUCCACCAGUGGAACCGACGUGUGACUGUGACCAUCAGACGGACUUUUUGGAGCUGCCCUACCAAGAUGGACGUGCGUCUCCGCGGAGAACAUCCGGAGCUAGUUCUGUUUCUGGGUACUGCUCGGAAGGUGCUGACCGGGACCGUUCAAUGAGCGGUGACUCAGUGGGACUACGAUUCCGAGGUUCUCGCCGUGGUUAUCCAAGUCAUCAAGGCUCGGAACAGGAAACCCUGUCAUGGAUUCCGGAACAGGUGGGCCCUGUCAUAGUGCAUGGCGCUCACCAUCACGAUAAUCCAGAAGAAAAGCAAAUCUCUCCAAAGUUAGAAUCGGGCCACAUGCAAAGUAAAUCACAGCACCAAAUCCACCCUCAACCACAGGAUGACUCCUAUCUAGCAAUACCGAAAACGAUGGCCGGCUCAAGCAGCUCCGACACGCUAACCGAAGCUGCAAUGAGUGGACCUUCGUCACCGUCCAAUCUAAGCAGUGUCACAUUGGUGGGAUCAACGGGGUCCGGCGGACAAGACAAAUCGGAAGCGCAAACACCCACGGAGGGCACGUUUAAAUAUGGCAAAGCUCCGACAGGUCCACUGCCAGAACGUGUUUAUCCAAAACAACGGAAAGAUAUUCCUCCAACAAUUUGUACGACGGACACUUCCAACACGAUACCACAACAUCAACAGCUUCCACCACAGCUACAGCAACAACAACAGCAGCAGCAGAUUAAAGUACCUCAAACGCCGCCAACAGUAACAACUACGCCAUGUCACAGUCCUUCCACUGUCCAGCAGCAACAGCAACAGCCGCAGCCAAUGCUAAUCACCAAAGACCAACAACCAACGACAGUAUGCCAAAAUGGACACGAAGGACCGAAAAUAAUAACUCAACCUUAUCUGAGCACAACAACCACAACAACGGUCACGAUAACGACAACAACUACCACAACGCCUGCCAAAAGUAUCUCGCCGCCUCAUCUUCUUCCGAUGGACCGAAGACCGAGCGUUGGACACAACAUUGCCAUUCCGCAUGCUGCCCUCUGUCAGCAUCGCCAUAGCUUACAGCUGAACGGGGACGGCAGCUUCUUCGGGAAGGGCAGUGAAAAGCUACAGCCACAAAUCAGCAGUCCACGUUUGACCGCACGGAAGUUCUCCGCUCCGAAAACGCCGGAGCGCCAACGGAAGAGUCUCUUCGGAACGCCACAACGGGAACGCGACUCGUCGAGUACGCGUCGGUUCUCGGAAAGUGACGACGACAUGGCCACCUCGAUCUUCACGACGCCCCGCGGUUCGGUGGGUGGCGUCUCGCUCAACACCCUCUCGUCCCGGGCGUCCAUGCAGCACGACCACGUUCCGCACUGUUCCAGCAAAGUGGGAGUCGUAAUCACUUCCUAUCGGCAAUCGCAACGCAGUAUGGGUCCUGACCCUUUAUGGAGUAGCACCUCAACGGCAGCAGCGGCUUUCGCAAUCGCUACCUCAGCUUCCAGCAACCCUAGGGACGAGCCCCCCGAAGUGGAAGCUAGGAACCGAAAAGAAUCCGUUGUCAGCUCCCCUGCUACGAUGCGCGUGCUGAACGUUCUGCGCCACUGGGUUUCCAAACACUUCCAGGACUUUGAGCAGGAUGCAACUCUACGCUCGCAGACGAUAGCCUUCCUGGACGACAUCACGUGCAGUCCGAACUUAUUGCCAACCGAGCAUCGAGCUGCAUCCCAACUGCUGAGGCUGCUGUGCCGCGAUGACAUCGAUAGUGGGAAACUCCAUCUGGAGUCGUUGCUGAUGCCACCGCAGACUCCGAGCAAGGAGAGCAUAGAGACUCUUUCGGCGUUGGAAAUAGCGGAACAAAUGACGUACCUGGAUCAUCAAAUAUUUCUGGCCAUUCGAAGCGAGGAAUUUCUCGGUCAAGCGUGGAUGAAAUCUGACAAGAAGUCACGUGCAGAACAUAUCAUUCUUAUGACGAAGCGAUUCAACGACGGUUCUCGACUGGUUUGCUCGGAGAUAGUUUCGAGGAGCAACAUGGCGGCGCGGGUAGCUGCCAUCGAGAAAUGGACCGCCGUAGCAGACAUUUGUCGUUGUUUGCAUAACUUUAACGGAGUGCUGCAAAUCUGUGCUGCCUUUACCAAUGCGGCUGUGUAUCGACUGAAGAAAACCUGGGACAAAGUGCCGAGAACAAUCAAAUCGACAAUCACAAAACUGCAGGCUGUGGUUUGCUCCGACGGAAGGUUUCGCGUGAUGCGAGAGGCACUGCAUCGUUGUGAUCCACCCUGCAUUCCGUACCUGGGCAUGUAUCUAACGGACCUCUCGUUCAUCGAGGAGGGAACGCCGGACUUUACACCGGACCGUUUGCUGAAUUUUUCCAAAAUGCGAAUGAUCGCACAUGUGAUACGGGAGAUUCGCCAUUUCCAACAGACGCCGUACAAAAUCGAUCACAUACCGAAAGUUACAUCCUACCUCCUGGAUACAUCGUUGCUGCUGGACGACGACGAAUUGUACCAAAAGUCGCUGCAGAUCGAACCGCGCAGUUCGCGUCUCAGUGCACCCAAUACGGCGAAUGUUUAAAUUUUACAAUAUUCUGCACCACUAGCAAAAACAGAAAAAGGGGGGAUGGAGGUGGACUUUGCUUUGUGCUUCCAAGCUUUAGACAUUGGACACUGAAUCCAUCCAGAAACGAGAGCAAACGAGAGAAAAAUGGACAAUGCAACAUGACAUAUUUAUUUUGAAGUGAAGUGAAUUUGAGUGACAAGUGGCUAGGCUGUUGUAAUAAAUGUUUGAAGUGGGUGGAAAUUUUGGAAGAGGGACCUUGGAGAGGAACAUCGUGUGGCAGCAUCAUCAAAUCAUCAAACAAAUGGAAAGCGUUCCCAAAGCUUCUAAUAAGACUAACUCAAUUAUAAGUUCCACAAGCUAUCUACACCGGAACGGCCAACUGCUGCCAAGUGCCACGUUUGAGCGUGAUAACACUAGCGGGUAGCUGCGAAAAAAAAAGAACGAAACUAAUACCUAGCGCUUCAGAAGCUCAACUUCAAUGGGAAAAAAUCGGCUCAGUGAAAAAACCGAAGCAAAAAAUAAGCGGAGAAAAAACAUGUUCCACGUCAUGCAAUGAUUUUCAUUAGAUGACGCCACAAGUGAGAACUGCAACGUGGCACUGCGACAUAAGCCGAAAGGCCAAGCGGCAAUAUAAAUCAAUGCAAUCAAAGUUCGCUCUCUCCUGAUGAUGACGCCGAUGCCCGAGAUAAUUACCUUUACAAAGUUCAAUCAGGACUUUAUAACGUCGCACGCCGCCGAGGAACAGCAAGUGGUGAGGCCAAUCGAUGUUCUCCUCCCUCCAGAGCGAGUUCCACUAACAUGUCAAAGGAAUCACUUUGCCGGUUUCUAUGAACGGUGAAUGGCAGAGCUUUGAUGGAUGCUACACAGAUUACACAAGUCCAAAUUCUAUUCACAUAAAAUGUUACAACAUCAAUCAGCUUUCCGAUUCCAAGUCAAAAAUUUUUAACAACAUCUUAAAAUAGAAAAAAAAUCCUUUUUCCUACUCAUAUUCUACUUUAGCUUUUCAAAUUUCAUAAAACGAAAUAAGAAAUCCAGUAUAUUAGACUCUUUUGCCUUGAUCUGGUUAUAACAACUGUAUGGACAUAAUUCUUCAAUAAAAAUGCAUUGCAUCAAAUUUGUAGGUUUAGAUUCAACUAUAUAUAGAGUGUUAUGCUGGCCAUAACUCAAUAUUGGACUUAUGAAUACGUGUACUAGGUAUAAACAAUAAAGAGUAGUCGAGUGACCCAGAAAAUAAAAUGAUAGAGCAUCUAAUGUUUGUCUUGUUCCGACCUGGAUAGCACCUGUAGAGGACGACAUGGGAGUUAUUUUCUACUGAGAAAAGUGAGACACAAAAACAAUUCUACAUAUCUAGCAAAUGACUCAAUUUAUAAACCAACUCUAGAAACGAAACUCAAUGUUAACCUCUUUGUUAGUUUUUUCGUCAGAAAAACGUCAGUCGGACGGGAAAAAUAAACUUCCCGAUGGAUUUACUAACAUUCCUCAAAUCUUCUUAUGAGCACAAUAAAAAUCAAACCUGGCACGUCGGGCUGCCACCUGCAUGAGCAAACAUCGCAGGAGUAGAGUUAGAUGUAAGGAGCAAAAGAAAACUGUUUUCCAUAUCUUAGUCAUUUGAUCGGCACUUUGCGGUAGAAAAUUAAGAGAGAAGAGUUUAAUAAAUCAGAUUGAUAUUAUUCGAUUGUUGGAAAAAAGAAAUGUGGCCAAUUCAUUAAUGCGAUAGCCCAUUAGACUUGGUGUUAUCGUUGGAUCUCCGAUUGGUAGGGUGUAUUCUUUUGAUGUUGGCUACUAUUACAGAAAGGACAGAAUUGGAAACAAUUAGAUUUGAAUUUCCAAGAGCUUAGCCGAACGUCGAAUGCGGAAACAAAUUGUGAUGUAUUACCUUUUACCUAUUCAACAUAACGUUUCUAUAUCUUACAAGAUUAACAACUCACAAACAAACAAAAAUUAAACCGAAAAGAUCUUAUUCAUCAAGUGUAUCAAAUCUGCUGGACUGAUUGAGAACAAUCCUUAGCAUAAGUACCAAGAGGGUCCCUUUUACCUGUUAACUGUCUGUUGAAAUGUUGAUAUGAAGCCAUUUGUAGUUAAGGCAAAUAAAUAUUUUAUUGAUAGUUGAUAAAACAUGAAAUCCUAAUCGAAUGAACAUAAGUCAAUAACGUUCGAUAUAAGCAAGCACGAAAAGAGCAAAGCCAAUCAGAAAUAAGAACACAAUGUAACUUAGAAAAAAUGUGUAUAAAGUAAAAAAAAGCAAACUCUUUCGAAGCGUCAAUACCAACAAUACAGAGCAAAUCCACCAUCGCUGCGCUAAGCACUUCAAACAAAACAAUCAAUUUUACAAAUAACAAACAUAGUUCUUGAAAUCCUAUUUUACAUUUGAUCAAAAUAAUGAUAAACAAUUUGCCCAAUUGAAGUAACAAGAAAACAAAUAAAAAAACAUAGAAUCAUACUCUGCUCUAGCAACUACUAGUUAAAUGGAACAUUAUCUAGAAGCAAGUCCAUUUUUGCUCAAUCCUACAUUCCACGGAAUGGAAUAAAAAAACAUGCCAAAGAUAGCAAGCGUAGAAUGUUAAAAAAGACACAAUAAAAUGG
Aedes aegypti (yellow fever mosquito) is the source of this 9166-nucleotide messenger RNA. Its product is annotated as ras-specific guanine nucleotide-releasing factor 2. NCBI's taxonomy places the organism in Eukaryota, Metazoa, Arthropoda, Insecta, Diptera, Culicidae. The coding region runs from base 1826 to 6598 and encodes 1590 amino acids. Gene Ontology annotation, cellular component: plasma membrane. The transcript has 26 exons. The record is from RefSeq and is a predicted model, not a curated record. Gene Ontology annotation, biological process: Ras protein signal transduction; positive regulation of GTPase activity. Gene Ontology annotation, molecular function: protein binding; guanyl-nucleotide exchange factor activity.